AUGCUUAAUUGUCACACUAGGUUCAGUGGUGGACAUCCAUUGGAGUUGUAUGUUUGUUUUCACGAGGCAGAGGAAGUUUAUCCCACGCAAUCGUCCCAAACACAUCAAUAUCAACAAAGCCAGUCCUCCCUACACGGGGAGCCAUCCCAAACCCAACAUGUCGAGCAAUUGUUUCCGGAAGAAGAUGUUGAUGAUGAUAGCGACUCUGAUGAUGCCAGACAACUUGAUUUGUUUGGUGGUUCUAGUGACGAUUCAGGUGACGAAAUUAUUCCCGUCUCCCAACCUUCUCCAGUACUUGAUUUAUACAACCCACCAUAUCACAUGAGAAAUCAUGUUUCCUUCGAUUCUACUGUGCCUGUCUUUGAUUCCAUAGACGACGGUCAUGAUUGUGGAGGUUUAGAGGAGGGCAUGAAGUUUGAAAACAAAGAAAGUUGUAUGUAUGCAAUCCGUCAAUAUCACAUUAAAAAUAGUGUUGAUUACGAGAUUAAUAAGUCUGAUACGCAGCGUUUCUUGGUUAGAUGUAAGAUCAAAGGAUGCGGCUUCACAUGUAGAGCAUCAUUACGAAAGGGGUGUGGUAAAUGGGUUAUUGGUAGAAUUGGUGGACUACACACUUGCAUGGCAUCUGCUAUGUCACAAGAUCACAGCAAGCUUGACUCAAAUCUUAUCGCUCAAAGCAUCAGAGCUCUUGUCAGCGACGACGCUUCAAUCAAGGUGAAAACUAUUAUCGCUCAUGUUCGUACAGCUUUCAACUACACGAUAUCUUAUAAAAAGGGAUGGCUUGCAAAGAACAAAGCAAUCAAGUCUAUUUAUGGAAACUGGGAGGCUUCAUACAACGACCUACCGCAAUGGUUGUUAGUCAUGCAAGAGCAUCUUCCUGGAACCGUAAUAGAGUUGGAAACACUGCCUGCAUAUUUAGAUGAUGGAACACAAAUUAGUGGUGCACGAAUUUUCCAUCGCCUUUUUUGGGCGUUUCAACCAAGUAUCAGAGGUUUCGCCUAUUGCAAACCAAUUGUACAAGUCGAUGGCACAUGGCUGUAUGGAAAAUAUAGAGGAACGUUGCUAAUGGCUGUUGCGCAAGAUGGGAACGGUAACAUUUUCCCAAUCGCCUACGCAUUGGUUGAAGGUGAAACAGGAGGGGCUUGGAGUUUUGUUCUUCAACCUUUAAACUCAUUCUUUUUUUAUACUAAUAUUUUUAAUAUUGCAUAUACAGGGUAUGCUCUGACGGAGUCUACAUACGCUUACUAUCGGGAGGAAAUCCGACAAACAGACAUGGAAGCUUUCAACUGGAUAGAGAAUCUUCCAAGAGAAAAAUGGUCGCGAGCUUAUGACGGUGGAAGACGAUGGGGUCACAUGACAACCAACCUUGUGGAAUCAUUGAACUCGGUGAUGAAGGAAACAAGGAAUUUACCAAUUACAGCACUGGUAAGGUCAACAUACUACAGGAUGGGCACAUUGUUUGGGAGGCGAGGUCAUAAUUGGACAAAAAUGUUGUCAUCAAAGAAGGAUUUCACGGAUAAUUGCAUGAAAGAGAUGCAAAAAGAAGUAGAAAAAUCUCACAGUUAUAAUGUCCUGAGUUUUGAUCGUGAGAGAAACUAUUUCGUCGUCCAAGAGACAGUUAAUAAUAACGAGUGCCGGCCACUUACUUAUUAUAACGUCGACCUCCAAAAACAAACAUGUGACUGUGGGAAAUUUCAAACUUUUCAUGUGCCCUGCUCGCAUGCCAUUGCAGCUUGUUCUCAUGUCCGACUCAAUUAUCAGAUGUUUAUCCCUCCUGUAUUUAGAGUUCGAAAUAUCUUCAAGGUAUACGAACAAAGCUUCAUCGGUGUUCCCAAAGAAGAUCAAUGGACUCCUUAUCAAGGUGAUAUUCUUUUACACAAUGAAAGAAUGCGACGAAACAAAAAAGGUCGCCCAAACAGCACUCGCAUUAGGACUGAAAUGGACACCGUUGAGAAAGUAAAAAGACGAUGUGGAAUCUGUCAAGGAUUACAUAUGCGGAAAAAGUGUCUGCAUCGGCCAAAUGCAGCUGGCCCUUCUAACUAG
Vicia villosa (hairy vetch) is the source of this 2040-nucleotide messenger RNA. RefSeq lists its product as uncharacterized. Lineage: Eukaryota; Viridiplantae; Streptophyta; Magnoliopsida; Fabales; Fabaceae. The transcript has a single exon. The record is from RefSeq and is a predicted model, not a curated record. Bases 1 to 2040 code for a protein of 679 amino acids. Gene Ontology annotation, molecular function: zinc ion binding.